This is a messenger RNA of Nematostella vectensis (starlet sea anemone), 1827 nucleotides long. RefSeq lists its product as uncharacterized. Bases 193 to 1206 code for a protein of 337 amino acids. The transcript has a single exon. NCBI's taxonomy places the organism in Eukaryota, Metazoa, Cnidaria, Anthozoa, Actiniaria, Edwardsiidae. The record is from RefSeq and is a predicted model, not a curated record.
UUUGUAUUAUGCUAAGUCGUGCACUAUCAAAACACGCCAUGGAAAAUAGUGACAAUGAAAACUUCUUAGAGUUCGUAAACUUUAUCAGAUGUGCGAAAAUGUGUAUUAUGGAGCGAUGUGGUUGGAGCAAAUGAAGUGUAAAAGAUAGUGGGGUGUUUAUAAUACUUAUCGUGUAAACAAUAACCGAGGGAUAUGGAGCCUUUCAAUCAAGGAAAAGAGGCAUCGGUGGUUAAAGCGAUGAGAACACUCAAGAUUAAAGACAGCAAACUCGCCAGCGUGAUUCUAAAGGAUAAUGUUGUUGAAGAGUCAAAACUCGGAAACGAGCUUGAAAUGAUUGCGCAUUUUAAGGGAAAGCAGCAGCGGAAGAUAGAUUGCGAAAAGGAACGCUUUCUCGCUAGGUAUAAGCGAAGAAUGUUGCGUAAAAGUCAUUCGUCGUCAUCUUUUUUCGAGCCUGAAAACCAACGGACAUGCUUAUUUCCUCCUAUUAAACCAGGCCGAGUUUGCCUUGCCUCUAGACGAGAUAUUGUUAAAACAAACUCGGCACCGAACUAUACGAGACGUUCACGACACAGACUCACAGAAUCUCGAGUAAACAAAGCUCAGGAAUGUUAUGACACUGAGAUAUUUACAAAGUCUCGAGUAGACAACACUCAAGAAAAUGAGUGUACAGUUGACAAGGAUUUUGAAAGGCAGGGAACAGAACGUCCUGCGGAACGAGAAAACAAAAUCAAUGAACAUCAAGGGGGAGAGAUUGCAGAGUCUCUUCUAAUGAAGUCGUCGGAAAAGUGCAACGGGGCAACAGGAAAUUAUAACAAUGAUGAGUGUUUGACAACAAGUUCUAAACCAUCUAAAACAGCACUCAAAAGAUGGAAGAAAGCUGUAGAGAAAACAAUGGUCAGUCAAAGUAGAACAUCAGAUGGACUUCCUGUGAAUUCUGGAAAUGGUACAAAAGAUCCUCGCUUUGUCCAGUUAGUAAGGCAGCUUGUUCCAACCUUGGAGUACGGCCAAUCACUGAAAUACACCGAAAAGGACUUGUUAGAUAAAAAGAAAAAUGAUACUAGGGACGAGAAAGCGUUUAGGGACAAACAAAAGACGCAGAAUGCAAACCAGACGCUUUUCAAGCUUGCUCAGCAGGCACAAUUGUACAAGGCGAAACUUUCAACGGACGCUAGUCUUGAUGGAACAGGAGCCACUGAAGACACGUAAAAGCAGCCCUAAAAUCAUACACUGAAAGCAGCAUUGAGCCCUCAAAAAGCAUAGAGAAGUAAGCACUGAGCCCUAAAAAAGCAUAAGGGUAAAAACAGAGGUUGAAGCCCUAAAAAAGCAUGGAGGUGAAAGAAGAGCAUAGUCCUCAAAAGGAAAAGAGGAAAAGAGUAUAAAUGUGAAAACAGAGGUUUAAGCCCUACAAAAGCAUAGAGGUGAAAGUAGAGCAUAGUCCUUAAAAGGAAAAGGGUAAGAAAGAGAUGGAAACAGAUCUUAAAAGCUCUCAAAAAGGAAAGAGGUGAAGACAGAGCAUCGAGCCCUCAAAAAGCAAUGUACAUCUUUCCUGCAAACGCCAGAAUGAUAUGUGGUCGCCAAAUAUCCUCCAAUAAAUGUUAAGUUUGUGGAAUAAAGAAGAUUAAAGUUGAAACACUUCUACAAAAAAAAACUAGAAAAAUAAGAGGUUUCCAUUCUUUUUGUUGGAAGUUGGAACUCCUUUUCCGAAUCUUUAAAACUGUAUGAUAUAAUGAACGUACUUUUUGUUAUGAUCGACCAAUAUUUUAUAUUACGGGACUAGACAAUUAUAGUACAGUGGUUUUAUUUAUUCAAAUAAAUACAGUUAGAGUA